This is a messenger RNA of Enhydra lutris kenyoni (northern sea otter), 1086 nucleotides long. Its product is annotated as progestin and adipoQ receptor family member 8. The record is from RefSeq and is a predicted model, not a curated record. The coding region runs from base 18 to 1082 and encodes 354 amino acids. Gene Ontology annotation, molecular function: steroid binding; nuclear steroid receptor activity. The transcript has a single exon. Gene Ontology annotation, cellular component: plasma membrane. NCBI's taxonomy places the organism in Eukaryota, Metazoa, Chordata, Mammalia, Carnivora, Mustelidae. Gene Ontology annotation, biological process: response to steroid hormone.
CGGCCGCGCCGGCAGCCAUGACGACCGCCAUCUUGGAGCGCCUGAGCACACUGUCGGUGAGCGGGCAGCAGCUGCGCCGCCUGCCCAAGCUCCUGGAGGACGGCCUUCCCAAGAUGCCCUGCACCGUCCCUGAGACCGACGUGCCCCAGCUCUUCCGAGAGCCCUACAUCCGCACCGGCUACCGCCCCACGGGCCACGAGUGGCGCUACUACUUCUUCAGCCUCUUUCAGAAGCACAACGAGGUGGUCAACGUGUGGACCCACUUGCUGGCCGCCCUGGCCGUGCUCCUGCGAUUCUGGGCCUUCGCUGAGGCCGAGGCCUUGCCGUGGGCCUCCACGCGGUCGCUGCCCCUGCUCCUCUUCAUCCUGUCGUCCCUCACUUACCUCACGUGCAGCCUGCUGGCCCACCUGCUGCAAUCCAAGUCGGAGCUCUCGCACUACACCUUCUACUUCGUGGACUACGUGGGCGUGAGCGUCUACCAGUACGGCAGCGCCUUGGCCCACUUCUUCUACAGCUCCGACCAGGCCUGGUACGAGCUCUUCUGGCUCUUCUUCUUGCCUGCAGCUGCCUUCUGUGGCUGGCUGUCUUGCGCCGGCUGUUGCUAUGCCAAGUACCGCUACCGCAGGCCUUACCCGGUCAUGAGGAAGCUCUGUCAAGUGGUGCCAGCGGGGCUGGCCUUCGUCCUAGACAUCAGCCCGGUGGCCCACCGUGUGGCCCUGUGCCACCUGGCUGGCUGCCAGGAGCAGGCGGCCUGGUACCACACCCUCCAGAUCCUCUUCUUCCUGGUCAGCGCCUACUUCUUCUCCUGCCCGGUUCCUGAGAAGUACUUUCCGGGUUCAUGUGACAUCGUGGGCCAUGGGCAUCAGAUCUUCCAUGCCUUUCUGUCUGUCUGCACGCUCUCCCAGCUGGAGGCCAUCCUUCUGGACUACCAGGAGCGGCAGGAGAUCUUUCUGCAGCGCCAUGGCCCCCUGUCUGUCUACACGGCCUGCCUUUCUUUCUUCUUCUUGGCGGCCUGCAGCGCUGCCACUGCAGCGCUCCUGAGACACAAAGUCAAGGCGAGACUGACAAAGAAAGAUUCCUGAGGCU